AUGAUUUGAAGAGUGUUGAAAUGCAGCACUAAAAUGAGUUCUACCUCUUAUCCGUCGACAGUUCAUGACUGGAUGAAGGCAAUACGGAGGCCAGUACCCUACAGAGUUGGCAAUGCGCGCCUUCAUGUCAAAACUCGCACUGUUGCAUAUGGAGUAUUAUUCAUGGCAGCAGUUCUUAUACUAGUUGUUUAUAUACUACCUUCUCAAUAUAUACAACGAAAUUGUCCUGAUAUAUAUCCAGUUUUGCAUGAGUAUGAUUAUCCAUUUACAUCUCCUGUUAAAAAUGAAUCCGGAAUUCAUUAUAAAAUAGCUGUUGUGACGGAUUUAGAUACAGAGUCUAAGAGUGAAAAAGACAAAAAUACAUGGUUAAGCUACAUGUUAUAUGGAACUUUGUCAAUAUCUACUGAUCAGAAAUAUGUUACUACGAAAUUCGAUGUGAAGCCGAAAAUUCUUAAAUCCUCAUUAAGUCUAGGAGGGCGUGGGAUGGAGCUUUCCGAGCUUAUUGUUUUUAAUGGAAAACUCUACACAGUGGACGACAGGACGGGAGUUGUGUACGAGAUCAUUGACAAUAUGGCGAUUCCUUGGGUAAUACUUACAGAUGGUGAUGGCAGAUCUCAGAAAGGUUUCAAAAGUGAAUGGGCGACUGUUAAAAAUGGAAAGUUGUAUGUUGGAGGUUUGGGUAAAGAAUGGACAACACAGACUGGGGAAGUGGUCAAUUUAAACCCUCAGUGGGUAAAGUCCAUAUCAGCCACUGGACAGAUUGUACAUCAUGACUGGCACACUCAUUACAAUGCCAUGAGGAAAGCCACUGGGUACAGUCUACCAGGAUAUAUGAUCCAUGAGUCUUCUGUAUGGAGUGACAUUCACAAGCGUUGGUUCUUCCUUCCUCGUCGAGCCAGCAAAACGAGAUACGAUGACAAGAUAGAUGAAAGAAGGGCAACAAACAUGAUGAUAAUAGCAAAUGACAAAUUUGAUGAUAUUGAAAUAAGAUACAUAGGUGUUAAAAAUGAGUUACGAGGGUUUUCUUCAUUCAAAUUCAUUCCAGAGACUAAUGAUCAGAUGAUUGUUGCGUUAAAAUCAGAGGAAGUAGAUGGAAAAGUUGCAUCCUAUAUACUUGUAUUCACUGUUAAUGGAGAUAUAAUUCUAUCAGAUAGAAAAAUUGGAGACUAUAAAUUUGAAGGACUAGAAUUCAUUUGAGAUAAUUGCUGAGAGCAUAAAUGUUUUGCAUCAAAUUUAUUAAGAUGAUUGUUACAUAUAUUUUUAUGGAUAUUGAAGAUGUACAAUACAAACAGGGUAGAGGAUCUUAUCCUGUCACUGGAUUUUUGUCUACAAUCUUGUGAGGGUGUGAAUGAAAUAAACAAUUCUUGAAUUAUCUUGAACAACUUACCCAAUCGUCCCAGGAAAAGUAUUAUUAUAUGAUUAAGUUUGAUAAUAUUUCUGUAAAUGCAUAUUUUGGUAAAAAUAAAGUAUAAUGUCAAAAUCUCAUAGAGAAUUUAUUUCCACCUUAAGAAUUAGAUUAGCUGGCACUCAAAUUUAACAUUAAUUGUAGAGUAAUAUAAUCUUACAUGGGUUUGUUUUAUUGACAGGUAUUUUAACUGAGUGUAAGAGUGGCACAAGGUUUGAAAUAUACCUGUCCAUAGUACAGACUUACGUUUAAUUUUUUUCUCACAGACUUAAAAAGCCAUAACCAAUUGUAAGUUGUUGUGAAACCUAAUCAUCAGGCCAUCAUGUAAUGUGUGUCGAAAUUGAUGACUUUAUCAAUUUUAGACAUGGUUAUGCUACAUAAAUUAAUGAUGCUACCCUAUUAUGAGUAGCCUCAUGGCACAUGCCAGCUGUUUUUCCCUACCCAGCAUGAGAUAACAACCACAGAUUACCCAAUGAAGUAUGUUGGAAUUUCAUUUCUCGUGUUAAAUACAUAUUGAAGAUGAUUCAGAUUUGUACUGGUGUUAUUGUAGUGCCAUUUGCAAUCAGGGAUUUUUUUUACAGUUGUCAUAGAAACAAAUAACUGGUACUCAAUAAUAUUUUAUCCCUUCACUGUUUAUAUGCUAUUCCUCCUCAAAAAUUAUUUCAGGUUUCUACAAAACCUAUUACCCAUAUUAGGCUAGCCACAAUGUUCUAUGUAUUAAUUUUCCUUCCUAAGAUUUUUCCUGUUAAGAAUUAAGGGAAGGGAAGGAAUGAGGAGGGUAAUGUUAAACAAGGGUGUAAUUGUCUUUCAAAUACAAUAAUUUAUAUAUUUUUUCUUUUUUCCAAAGACAAAUC
Messenger RNA from Ylistrum balloti, 2259 nucleotides. RefSeq names its product soluble calcium-activated nucleotidase 1-like. Gene Ontology annotation, molecular function: calcium ion binding; UDP phosphatase activity; GDP phosphatase activity. The record is from RefSeq and is a predicted model, not a curated record. Lineage: Eukaryota; Metazoa; Mollusca; Bivalvia; Pectinida; Pectinidae. Gene Ontology annotation, biological process: proteoglycan biosynthetic process. The transcript has 3 exons. Bases 34 to 1197 code for a protein of 387 amino acids.